CAGAUUAGAAGGAAGACAGAGGAGCCCAAGGGAGAUGGUGUUUCCCCAUAAAUAGGAACACCCCAGCAUCAGACAGACACAGCAGGGAAAGCCCUGAGAGGCUGAAAGACAAGGCAGGAUGGGUGCAAAACAGGGGUGGAGGGCAGGGACCCGCCCAGCUGCACCAGUGGGAGUGGCUCCACCUUUCCCAUCUCAGAGCCAUGGGGAGCAGGGCUUCUAGUGGGCUGCCCCUGGUGCAGAUCCCUUACACGGUCCUGCUGCUGCCACUGGAGACAAGCCGCCAAGACCCAGGGGCCCGGAGCUUCUUCCUCUGGCUUCAGAGGAUGCAGGCUCUGGAGCGAGAACAGGAUGCCCUGUGGCAGGGGCUGGAGCUGCUGGAGCACUGCCAGGCCUGGUUUGGGGGCCAUCUGAGGGAGGCACAGCGGCAGCAGCUGCAUCUGGGAGCCCUUGGAGAGAAUUUUCUUACAGAUUUAUACUCAGAGCCUCGUGGCCCCCAGUUAUCCCAGAUUCAAAAGGUGAACAUCUGUUUGCAGAAUCUGAUUCAGGGGAAGUUCUCCCUACAUCCACUGAACAAGGCUAGUUCCUAUACCACCCAGGAUUGGAAGGAAAAGCCAAGGAAACAGAACUUGAGGCAGCAACAGGUAAACUGUAGGGGCGUGGGGAACGCGAAGCCCUCGCCUCAUGGCACAGGGAGGACCUCUGAUGCCCAGGCUGUUUGUCUCCUCUUCUCCAGGAUCUGGUGA
Loxodonta africana (African savanna elephant) is the source of this 743-nucleotide messenger RNA. It is a transcript of the gene SAPCD1, whose product is annotated as suppressor APC domain containing 1. The record is from RefSeq and is a predicted model, not a curated record. NCBI's taxonomy places the organism in Eukaryota, Metazoa, Chordata, Mammalia, Proboscidea, Elephantidae. The coding region runs from base 201 to 743 and encodes 180 amino acids. The transcript has 5 exons.